CUCUUUAGUAAAAUAUCUUAUCGUAUUUGUACAAUUACCUGAACGAGUAAUGGAAAAUGCAUGUUUACAUGUCUUAUGACGAUAAAAAAUUUCUAUUCUGCCAAAAUAUGUCAUUGUUUUACUGAUGGUCCGAAGGAAAAGAUCUCUUUAAUUCACAAUAAAAUGUAUUUUAUGAAAAUUGGAAAUAUAAUAUUAGUUUUACUUACUUUAAUAGUGACAACUAGUUGUCUUAGAUGUCUUUCAUGUAAUUCAAAAUUCAAUGAAAAUUGUCCGACAAAUUUAAAUGCAACUGCAACUAUUUUAUGCGAGGAAGGAGAUGAAUGUGUUACGUUUGUUGAUGAAAAUUCAGUAAUUUAUAGAGGAUGCAGUUCUGAAAUGGAUGAGAGCGUUGAUGUAUACAAGACAUGCAACAAUUCAGAUCUAUGCAAUCGCGAAAGUGUAUGUUUGGAUAAUCCAAAUUGUUUAUUUUGUGAUGAUGAAAAGUGUGUAAAUCCGGAUUCAACUUAUAAACAUACCUGUGUAGAAUGUGAUUCAACAUUAGGACAAAUUUGUAGUACUAUUGACAUAAAGCUCCAGCAAGUGGAUUGCAGAAAUUCUCAUCAAUUUAGCUGUUAUCAUUAUGAAAAAGAUAAUAUAGUGAAACGAGGAUGUUUGUCACAUAUAAGAGUAAAUGAUAAUCUAAAGCAGGAAUGUGAAAAUAGUAAUUUCUGUAAAAUUUGUGUUGGAAAUAAUUGCAAUAUUAAAGAAAAACUCCAAAUGUGUUUUACAUGCAAUUCAUUUGAAAAUUCAAACUGUGCCACAUUAAAAGAAGAAUUACCUGUGAAAAUUUGUAAAGAUUAUUUGGAUACUUGUAAAGUUUAUGUAAAACCAAAUUCUACAACACACAGAGGUUGUUCUCUAGAAAUCGAUGACACUACUGUUGAGUGUUCCCCUCAAACUGUAAAUUGUAAGCAGUGUUCAGAAAAUUUGUGCAAUGGCGGGAUAUUUCCAAACAAUCGAAUAUCCUGUUAUCAAUGCAGAGGACCACCAACAUCUGAUUGCUCAAGAAAUGUGAAAGAAGACAUGAUUCAUCCUUGUGAAAAAUUUUAUUUUCGGGAUUCAUGCUAUCUUAUGGUAGAUAAAAAUAAUGUUACUUCUCGAGGAUGUCUGUCGGAUUCUGAUUUUUUUAGCAAUCUUUGCCAAGCAAACCCCAACGAAUGUGAUGUAUGUCAAACUUCAAAUUGCAAUAUGAACAGUAUUAUACGACCACCUGCAUUGAAUUGCAUUAAAUGUGACACAUCAACAGAUCCCAAAUGUCUUUGGGGUUUUAAUGAUGGCUCAAAAACGCCGUGCACAAAAAAUGUUUUGCAUCAUCAAGAAGAAUCAUGCUUUAUUUUUCAAGUUUCAAAUACUUCUUUAAUCAGAGGAUGCACUUUAGAUUCUAACGUAUGUAAACUAUCUAAUUCUUGUUUAAUCUGUAAAGAAAGUGGCUGUAAUAACGAAAAAAAGGUUGAACAAUACUGUAUAGAAUGCUCCUCUGAAGAAAACGGGGAAUGUUUUAAUCAACCACAAAACUUAAAAAAUGUAUCAUGUGAAGGUAAUAUUACAUAUGAACAACGGGGAUGCUUUACAUGGACAAACGAAUUUAAUCAUGUGUCUCGUGGAUGCUUCUCUAGUUUGACAACUACAAAAAAAUUUAAAUGUUUAAAUGAUCAUGAGCAUUGUGAAAUUUGCUAUAAAAAUGAUAACUGCAACACUUUACCAAAAAACAAAUGUAACAAUCUUGACAAUAUGAAUUUUUUAAUAACCAUAGCAUUAGCAAUUUUUUUCAACUAUACCUAUUUUAACUAGAAAUUUGAAUCAAAGUAGACUUUUUAAUUUUUUUUCAACAAUCUUUGGUUUAAAAUUUAUAAAAUGUCUGGUUUCUAUGGAAUACAUUUGAAUGGAGGAAGUCAAUUUAUCAAGCAUCCAUCAGCAGUCAAUAAACAAAAAAUUAAGUAUGCAGUGGAUAAUGCAAAAAAGGAAGAUACUCUCAAACGAGAGCCAAUCCAAAUAACAAAAGAAAAAUUAAAUGAUUCUUUAAUUGACAAAAAUGCUAAAUUAGAAAAUAAAUCAAAAACUUUGUUGGUUUGUAAGCAGAAUCUUUAUGUAAAACCAAGUAAAGAGAACCUUCGUAGAAAGAAAAAUCAAAAUAAAGAAAAAGGAGUCAUUAAAUUAUCUAUCAAGAAAAUGCAAAACAAAAUUGAUGAACUGAGUGAAGUUAUUAAGAAAAAGGUCUCGUCUACAACUAAAGAACAAUAUACUGAUGAUUCGAAAACAGAACAAGUCAAAGGAGCAAACAGUUACAAACUUAGCAAAAAGAAAACUAUUCAAGGAUUAUUUCUUAUCGCUGGCAUUUUGCUUUAUUCAUUUAUUCUUGUGAUUAUAUCAGAAGAACACGACUCUUCCACAAAUGCAAUCAAAAUUAAUAUGCCAAAUUCAACGCCACGAAAAAGUUUGAUUGAUUAUUUAUUUAAUAUUAG
Molecule: messenger RNA, 2501 nt
Organism: Chironomus riparius
Lineage: Eukaryota; Metazoa; Arthropoda; Insecta; Diptera; Chironomidae
Source: the annotation of a GenBank genome assembly